This is a messenger RNA of Paramecium primaurelia, 9738 nucleotides long. Lineage: Eukaryota; Ciliophora; Oligohymenophorea; Peniculida; Parameciidae. The record is from the annotation of a GenBank genome assembly.
AUGACUUAAAUAAAAAAUCUUAUCUUACUAUGGCUGUUCCAAGUUUAUUGGUGCUAUAGAUCCUACAAAGUUCAGUUUAAUAAAUCAGUGUUUGGUUUUAUCUGUCCUCUUUCAUCAUAAUAUUUUCCAGAUAUAUACCCUCAUCGCUGUUUAAGUAAAAUAUUUAUUUUAUGAAAAGGUAUUUCAAAAGCGUGUAAAGGUACAACUGAAUUUAAAUUGGCCUAUUUCAAUAACCGAGAAAUGAUGUGCAAUCCUAGAUUAUAAAGCUAUGAACUUGGUCCUAGUAAUGAUUCUCGUGAAUUUUAUGGAAAGUAUCCCUAUACAAUGAUAUAUUCAUAUGAUGAAUAUGGAAAUUUAAUGUAUUCUACUGAAGCUAUACUUUCUUUAUCUGAUAAUUAUUGCAAAAUUGGAUAAAAGUAUUCUGGAAUUUAUAAAUGUUAAUACUGUUAAGGGUAACGAUUUGGUGAAAAUUGUGCCUCGACAUUUGCUUAGUAACGUAAAACUUUCCUUAAUUUUACAGCUUGCGGAGCUAAUUGUAAAACAUGUACUUCCACCAAUACCAAGUGUGCUUCCUGCUUAGAUGGUUAUUCUCCAUUAAGUAGCACUGACUUUAAAUGUAGUUUGAGUAAGAAAAAUAAUAAUUUAAGAAUGUUUGACUGGUCAUAAAACCUGUUUAUAAAAUUAAAAUGGAUAUUCGUUAAUUGAAUGUAUGGAUGGUUACGAAUUACUGAAUGGAGAUUGCGUUUGUAUUAUCAUUAAUAAUAUCCAAGAAUGCCCAACAAAUUGCAAAGUAUGUUUAUUAGGAGAUUGUUAAGAAUGUAUGUUUCUUUAUACUUUAAAAAAUUCUAAAUGCCUGGGUGAUGAGAAUUGUAUGAAAUACAAUUAUAUUUACGAUACUUAUGGAGUUGCAAUAGACACAGACUGUGAAUAAUGUGAUUUUGGUUUUUUUAAGAAAGGGACAAGAUGUGCUUGUUUUAUAUUAUUUAUAAUUUUAGCUUGUCAGCUUGAACCUGGAUUAGAGUUUUGUUUUAUUUGUCACAAUGCAAAUGAAUGUAAAAGCUGCUUUUCAGAGUAUGAUUUAACAAAUGAUAAAAAAUGUGAACUUACUACAAUUUAGUGUAACCCUAAAUGUUAAACAUGUUAUGUUACAGAUCCUAAUUAUUGUACAACCUGUUUUUAUGAAUAAAAAUGGACUGCUAGGAUAAUUCCAGGAAAAUGUGUUUGUGAUUAAGAUUAAGGUUAUGCAGAUUUAAAUGGUGAAUGUAUUUUAUGUUCAAAUGGAUAUUGUCAAACAUGUACUUUAAUAUUUGGAGAAUGUACAUCAUGCGAUCCAUUACAAAAUAGAAUACUUGUAGGAAAUACUUGUCCAUGUUUUUAAGGAUAUUAUGAUCCAGGACUUCAGGAUAAAAUUUGCUAGAGUAUUAAAUUAAAUAAUUUAGAAUGUUAUCCUUCAUGUUAUAAUUGUUCAGGACCUUAUGAAAAUGAAUGUACUGACUGUGGAGAUCCAAAUAUUUAUCACAAGUAAUUAGUUGGUGGAAAAUGCAUCUGUGAACCUAGAACAAUUGAAAUAAUUGAAAGCAGUGUGUUAACUAAGUGUUUAAGUAUAAAUAAGAUUAAUUAUAAGUUUGUCAUCCAAAAUGUGAAAAAUGUCAAUUACCAUAUGAUAAUUCUACAAAUUAAUAUUGUACAAUGUGCAUACCAGGAUAAAAUAGAGUUGUUUCUGAUGAUUUAAAAUGUGUUUGUAGGAGCGGGUAUGGAGAGGAUGGAAUAGUGGAUAUCUGUUUUAGUAAAAUUAUGAUUUCAAUUUUAGAAUGUCAUUAUUCUUGCUAAAGUUGCAAUGGACCACUAUCUACUAAUUGUACAAAAUGUUCAAGCCAAAAUUUGAGAUAUUUGAACACAAAUUCUGAAUGUUAAUGUGAAGAUGGUUAUUAAGAUAAAGGCAAUAAUGAUAUGCUUUGCUAUUGUGAUUAUUUAUAAUUAUAUUUAGUAACUUGCCAUCAUUCUUGUUUGAGCUGUAAUGAAUAUGGUGAAGAUUUAUGCACAAGUUGUCCUUCUACAAGGGAACCAGAUAGAGUUGGAACAACUUUUAAAUGCUUAUGCAAAGAUUCACAUACUUAUAAUGAUGAAAAUUAAUUAGAAUGCUUAGAAUGCCAUUUUAAAUGUAAAACUUGCAAUGGAAUUAACGAAACAAAUUGUUUAACUUGUGACUUAAACUAUAGAUAAUUAAUCAUAUCAAAAUGUGAAUGUCCUUACGGUUAUUAUGAUGUCGGUUUAAUAGAAUGUUAAAGUAAUAUCAAAUUAUAUUUGAAGAAUGCUAUUAUACAUGUAUGACUUGCUUUGGUUCUUUAAUUGAUAAUUGUAUUACUUGUUCAAAUUCAAGCAAUAGAAUAGUUAAAGCUAACAAAUGUGUUUGCAAGGAUUAGCAUUUAGAAAAAGAAUUUGGAGAUUAAAUAUGUUUGAGUAAGAAUUAAAAAAAAUUAUAAGAAUGUUCAUACAGGUGUGCUUCGUGUAUUGGGACAAUUGAUAAUUGUGUUUAAUGUCCUGAAUUUUCAUUUAGAGAACUUGGAGUAGACAAUUCAUGUUUAUGCCCUCCCAAAUCAUAUGAUGAACCUGGAAAUCCAUAAUGCAUUAGUAAUAAUAAUUGAUAUUGAAGUAUGCCAUAAUACAUGUUUGACAUGCAUUGGGAGCUAAUCAAAUUAAUGUUUAACUUGUAAUGAAGUAACCAAAAGAUCACUAAAUAUUUCAGGUGAAUGUUUGUGUGAUUCAAAAUAUUAUGAUAGCGGAUAGUCUGAAUGCUAAGGUAAAUUCAAAAAAUUAUUUUAGCUUGUAGCAAUGUCUGCUUAGAAUGUUAAACUUCUGCUGACAAUUGUAUAUCAUGCUAACCAGAUAAAUAUUUAAAUGGAAAUUCAUGUAUAUGCAGAACAAAGCUUUAAGGAUCAUCAAUCUCUAAAUAUUAAACAUCAAAUAGCAUGACAUGUUAAAGUAAUAGUAGUAAAAUUAAAAAUAGGCUGUCAUUAUUCUUGUUUAAAUUGUACAGGCCGUUCAUCUAAUGAAUGCAAUUCAUGCUGGGAUUUGGAAAAUAGAAUUUUAUAAGGUAAGUCUUGUGUUUGUAUGAACAAUUAUUUUGAUAUAGGGAAACCAAAAUGCUAAUGUAUAAUUUAGUUUAUAGAAUAGAAUGUAAUUAUAGAUGCCAAAACUGUUCUAUCUCAGAAACCUUAUGCUUAUCUUGCCCUCCUUUGAGCUUAAGAAUACUUAUUAAUUCCUAAUGUUUAUGUCCAGAUGGCUAUUAUGAUGAUGGAAAGAAUUCUAUUUGUUAGUGUAAUUAAUAAUAUUGAUUAUAGAAUGCCAUUAUUCUUGCAAGACUUGCACUUAGAUUGCAACAAAAUGUGUUUCGUGUUCAGGAACUUCAUAAAGAUUUUUCGACAGUGUUUUCAAUUCUUGUCUUUGUAAAAAUACUUAUUAUGAUGCUGGAGUGGAAAUUUGUUCAUUAUGCCAUCAUUCUUGUUUAACAUGUAAUGGCUAAUAAUAUAAUUAAUGUAUAUCAUGCAUCGAUUAGAAUGUUUCUUUUAGAGUGUAUAAUGAAGGAAUUUGUUAAUGUCUUAUAGGUUAUUAUGAUGAUGGAUCGUCAAUUUAUUGUAAAAAAUGUGAAAUUUAAUGUCUAUCUUGUGAAUUUUAAUCGCAUAAUUGCACCUAGUGCUCUUUAACAAGACAUUUAAAUGGAAAUUAAUGUGAUUGUGAUUCGAAUUAUUUUGAAACUGGACAAGAAUACUGUUAAAAAUGUGAUCAGAGUUGUGUUAAUUGUGUAACUAAUUCUACAAUGUGUACCGAAUGUGAUUCAUCAAUAAUGAAAAUUUUAGAUAAAUAAACUUCAAAAUGCAUCUGCUAAGUUGGAACUACUGAAAUUAAUGGAGUUUGUUAACAGUGUGAUAUCACUUGUAAGACAUGUUUAAAUCAAACUUCUAAUUGCACAUCAUGUGGAUAAAUGAAAUAAUUAUAGAAUAACAACUGCAUUUGUGUUGAAGGCACGUAUGAAGUAGGAACUAGUAAAGAAUGCAUGCUCUGCAAUAAAACAUGUUUGACAUGUAUAAAUUAAGCAAAUUAUUGUUUAACAUGUUCAGUAGAUAACUUUAGAAUUUUUAUACCUGGAAAUUAAUGCGCCUGCAAAGAUGGAUAUUUUGAAGAUCUUUCUCAGUAAUGUGUAAAAUGCCAUUAAUCUUGCCUUACUUGUUAAGGUAGUUCUUAAUAUUGCUUAUCAUGUGAUCCUUUAUUAAGCUUAGAAUUAUCUAAUCAAAACUCAUGCAUUUGUAAGUCUAGUUAUUAUUUUAAUCCUUCAAGUAAAUUGUGCGAAGGUAAAUAUUUUAUAUACUGUUAGCCUGCAACAUAACAUGUAAGGAAUGCUAAAGUGCAGCAUAGUGUAUUGAGUGUGAACCAUUAACUAGAUAUUAUGAUGGGGAUACCUUUUCUUGUCAAUGCAGAGAAGGAUUUUUUGAAAUGAAUUAAAAAUAAUGUUCAAGUAAUAAAGUAUUUUAGAAUAGAUUGCGAUCCAUCUUGUAAGACAUGUAAUACAUAAUUUAAUUGCUUAACAUGUGAAUCUACAUAUUUUCGUGUGUUAAAAAAUUUAAAUUAAUGUGUUUGUUAAGACGGCUAUUUUGAUGUAGGAAUUGAAAUGUGCUAGAAAUGCAAUAGCAAAUGCAAAACUUGUUAAGCAAUUGCUACCAAAUGCUUUUCUUGCUUUGAAAAUGAAUAGAUUAGAGUAUUAGAAGGAAAUUAAUGUAAAUGUAAAGCUGGAUAUUAUGAUAAUGGAUAAUUAAUAUGUGAAAGUAUUAUCAAUAUAAAAUGACUUUAGAAUGCUCCAAAUCCUGCUUAACAUGUUAAGGAAAGAAAGAUUACUGCACAAGUUGUGAUAUUAAUUAAUAUAGAAUUGAUUAAUCUGCAAUUCAUAAAUGCCCUUGUCUGUCUAAUUUCUUUCAAAAUGAGGAGGAAUUAUGUGAAAGUAUAAAAUAUUAUGUCAAUUUUAGAAUGUCAUAUUAAAUGUUCUGGUUGCAUAUAAAAAAGAGAUAAAUGUGUAAGUUGUUAAUAUUCUAAUAAUGCUAAUCGUUUAUCAAUCUCAUAAAAUUGUGAUUGUAAAGAUGGUUAUUAUGAUGAUGGAGUAAAAUUAUAAUGUCAAAAAUGCAAUCAUUAAUGUAGAACGUGUUUUUAGACAGCAGAUAAUUGUUCAUAAUGUUUUGGUAAUUUGAGAGAAGGAGCUCCUGCUUGUUUAUGUAAAGCUGGGUAUUUUGAGGACGAAGAAUUAAAUUGUUUAGCAUGUGCAAAUUAAUGUGAUACCUGUGAAAAACAAUCAUCAAAUUGCACAAGUUGCAAAAAGAAUAGGACAAACAAGACUUGUGAUUGUUAAGAAGGAUAUUUUGAAGCUGAAUAACCAGAUUGUUUAAGUAAUACCAUUUGAAAAUUUUAUAGAGUGCGAGUUUUAAUGUUAAACCUGCGAAAACUAUCAAUCUAAUUGCAUAAUCUGCAAAGGAAAUCGUAUUAACAAUCCAAUUUGCCAUUGCUAAGAUGGAUAUUAUGAAGAUUAUCAAAGUUUAAACUGUAGUAUGUGUGACUCGAAUUGCAAAACAUGCAAUUAGGAAGGAUGUGUAACAUGCAACGGGAAUAGAUUAUUAUCAUCAAACAAAAAGACUUGCGAUUGUCCUGAAAACUCUAUAGGCCAUUAAGAUACUCCAUGGUGUUCAAGUAUAAUAGAAAAUGUUAAUUUUAUAGAUUGCGAAGUUGCUGUGUUAGAUAUUCGAUUUUCUGAUGAUUUACUUUAUAUCAUAGUGGAAUUUGACUUUCCUUUAAAUCCAAAUUCUUUUCUUAAUUAUCUUUAACAAAAUGAUUGCUUAACAAUUUUAGAUACCUAAACAAUAAAAUAAUUAGGAAAUAAUCCUUAAUGUCUUUUAAAUUUGGAGGACGAUAAAUAAUUAUUUCUAUAAUUAGGUUAAAAUGCUUCCAUACUUCCAAAUGACCCAAUUAUAUUUGUCAAAAAUUCAUUUCGCCAUAAAAACUGCACUAACAAACUAAAUUCCUUUAUUUUCAAUACAAUAAAAUAUCCUUUGAUUUAAAAUUCUCCUUAAAUCGAAUAUGAUUUGCCUUAAUAUUUACUCAAUCCAUGUGAUGAUAAUGUUAUUUUAAUUAAGACAAAAAUAUAUGAUGGUUUACGCAUCUUCAAGAGUAUAUCAUGGUUUUUUUCAGUAGAAGGGGACUAUGGUAAUGGUAAUCUUGAAUAGUUAGUUGUAGAUCAAACAACUUUUUAACAAUUAGAAUUAAUGCUACCAAGUUACACCCUUCCAAAACAAUCGUAAAUAACUUUUUAUAUUGAAUAUCAAAAUUUUAUCAAUAAAUAGGCAUAAUCUUAAUUUUAAGUAUACACUCAUUCUGGAUAAUUUCCAACAGUACUAUGGUUGGGAAGGAAAUAAUAUUAUACUUUUGAAAUAAUUGAUUUUCUAUUUAGAAUCUCAAAAAGGAAUUGUUCUAGCUAAACUUAAUUUAACCAAGAAGAUAAUUCUAUUUAUGAUGUGACAUUUUUUGAAUCACACAGAAAUGACUCAAAUUCUAGAUCAUCAGAAAGCUAUUUUUCAAAAAAUAUAAGUGAGAAUAAUUUUAAUUUAACUAUUCAAAAGUUCACAUUAACACCUUAGACUGCUUAUACAUUUUCAGUUAAUACAGAAGAAAAAAUAAGUAAUUUUUCAAAUUCUCAAAAUAUAACUAUCUAAAUUCUAAAGAGAGGUUUAUUGUGCGUUUUUGAUAACACUAAAAAAAUUUAACAUUAUCGAAAAGACUUAAUUAUUAACAUUAAAUGCAGGGAUAUUGACACUAUAUUUGAUUGGAAUGAAGAUUCAGAUAUUAAAAUAGAAGUAAAAUGUUUAGAUUUAACAUAAAAUCAAGUAUGUUUGGAUGUGAAUAAAAAGAUUAUCUAAGUUAAUAAAACUGAUACAAUACAAAUUAUUAAGAAAAUGACAGUUGAACCUUAUACUAUACAGGCUUGGAUUGUUUUGGCAGAAAAAUAAUAACAAUCAUAUCAAUUUCAAGAAAACAUUGUUUUUUUAGAAAAUGAAGUUAAAAUUCUAGAUGUUUAAUAUAGUAAAGGAUACUCAAUAAGACCAAUAAAUAAUUAUGAAACUUUAUAGUUUUAUUAUAAUGUUUCUUUGGAGGAUAAGUUAUACUUGCUCUAAUAUUAGAUAGCUAUAAUAUAUGACUUUGAAAUUAUAAAGAUAUUAGAACCUACUUCUGAAAAAUAUAAUUUUAGAUUGUUUGAUCAUUUUCAACAAUUUCAAAAAGGAGAAUCAUUUUAUUUAAAAUUUUUAGCUCAAUUUACAAAUGAAAUAAUACCUCAUUAGUAAGACUUAAAAUUAACUUUGAAUUAACCUCCUAUUUGUAGUAUAAAUCUGCAACAAAAAACAUUCUAAGCUUUAUCAUCAUAAAAAAUUGUGGCCAAUUGUGAAUUUUCUGAUGAUUAUCCAUUUAAAUACUAAUUGAGAUUUUUUAUGAGUGAAUAAGACUACUAAAAUUUUUUAAAUAAACUGACAGACUAUUCUUUGAUUCUCAAUAGUUUUUAAAGAUAUAAUUAUUUUGAAGCAUAUUUGCCUUAUUGUUAAGGAAUUGCUUUAAUUUAAAUAAUGGACUCAAGAGGAUCUAUAACAAAUAUUGAGUAACGUUUGAAUUUAUAAAAAGCUUUAUUUAAUUGUUCAGAUUAUUUAUAGAAAAAUUUCACUUAUCAAUAUUAAAUCAUUUAGUUGUUAGAGAUAAUAUUGAAUCAUUUUGAUUAAGCAGAUUGUGCUAAAUUUUCAGAAUAAUUAAUAAUGAAGAUAAAAAGUUAUUUAGAUUCAGAAGAUUUAUUUGAUUAAUUGUUGGCUCUAUAGACUAUCAAAUUAUAUAAAAGAUUUAAGGUUAAUUUGGAAAAUGUUAACUCCUCAUCAAGAUUAUUAGCUCAAACUAAAUCUGAAAGCUGUUUUGACAAUACAUCAAAAUUAUUUUAUAUUGAUAAUUCUGGAAAUAAACUGCAUUCAUCUAACAAUAUCUCUUAUUACAUCUAAGAAUUUUAAGAAUUGAACAAUUCUGUAACCAAAAUUUUCAUGAAAGCUAUUAUGUUAGAAAAUGAAAUAAAUUAAGAUGAUAUAUUUAUAAAUGAAUAAUUAUUUUAGUAAAAAGAACAAAUUACUAAUUCAUUAGAUGCACUUAUUUUGGUUGCAGAUGAUUUAUUUUUGAAAAUAGCCUAAACUUCAGCAUAAUUUGAGGAAGAUAAAAAAAAAAUAAUUGUGUUAUCAAAAAAUUUACUUAACCUAAUUGAAGAAAUUUUACAUUAUUCAAAUGCCUAGGUGCCUGUAAAUGGUUAAGUUUUUACUAUAAAUGGUUAAGUAUUAUAAUAUUAAUCAGCAAAAAUGACAAAAGAUGCCUAUAAUCAAUAAGAGGGUUUAGAUAAGGAUAUUACAGAUGGAUAUAUAGUUUUCGUUCAAAAAGAAUAAUUAAAUCUAUACUUUAAUUACUUAAAUAUUUCUGAAUAAAAUUUUACUGAAAUAAAAGAUUUUCUAAAUUAUUCUAAUUUAGAAAUUGAUCAAAAUGUGUAUGCAUAAACUAAAUUACGAAACUUUCUUUAAAGAAAUUAGUUUAGAGAUUAUGAAAGAUUAAAUACUCAUUAUUUUAUAGAUAUAACUAAAUACUCAUAUUGUAUUUAGGAUAGUGUUAUUCCUAAAUAUCAUCUUUAAUGCCUUUAGUAUAAUAGCGUUGGAAAUUUAUAAUAGUGCAACUUAUAAGUUUAAGAUGUAAAAUAUAUGUCAGCAAGGAUUUCUUGUUAAUGUCCUUCUCUUGGAAUUAUCUUUUUAAUUAGAUAUUAAAAUUAAACUUAAAAUGACUUGGAGUAAGUCGAAAUUUUGAAGAAUAACUAAACAAAUCUAGGGCAUUGCUAUUUUUAUCACUAACCUUUUUUCUAUGUUCAUGGUAUUUUUAUAGUAAUUAUACUAUUUAUUUAUUUCUGGUCUCUUAUUCGCGAGUUGAAAAAAAUCCCUGAAUAGAAUAUAGAUACUGAAACACUUGGCAGCCCUAAUGAUCAAGCAUAGUAAAAAAACACUCAAAUUUUUUGCUAUCCAGGUAAUUUAAUAGUUUACAAGUAUGCAAUAAAAGUAGUUUUAUAAUAUAUUUAGUUCAUUCAUGAAUUUUUGUGUUUGUUCUAUUGUGAAGAAAAAAGUAUUCCAAAAAGUUAUAAAAUUCUAAAACUGUCAAUUUUGUUAAUGAUAUAAAUUCCAUUGUCAUUAUAUGAAACAUUGUUGAUAGAAAUAGUUACUCUUAUUCCUUUACUGUUUCUUAAUUAUAUAAUUUUAUUGUUGUUAAGAGCUGUGUUAAAGAUAUUUGAAGCAAUUUAUAGAUUUUAAGGCAUUUUAGGUAUAGCAAUAAUUACAGGAUAUAUAUUACUCCAUCUUUUCUCUUUUGCUUUAUUAAUUUCUGAAUUAUAAAAGAGGUAGACUUCAUAAAUAAUUUAGGAAUAAAUGUAAUUUAGAGAUUGAAAAUAUGUCAAUUCUAAUUGGAAGUACAAUUGGUGUGAGCUACAUUAUAUUUGAUCCUAUCACCAUAUACAUCAGAGUAUUACUUUACAAAUAAAUUACUUCACUUUUUAAAGAGAAAGAAAUCAACCCAAUUAAUAGAUUUUUUUUUUUCUUUAUUCAUCAUUAUAAAUUGCAGCAAAUAUUUGAGAAUUACACAAUAAUUUGA